Messenger RNA from Aureococcus anophagefferens, 3531 nucleotides. RefSeq lists its product as hypothetical. The coding region runs from base 1 to 3531 and encodes 1176 amino acids. Gene Ontology annotation, molecular function: glycosyltransferase activity. The record is from RefSeq and is a predicted model, not a curated record. Lineage: Eukaryota; Pelagophyceae; Pelagomonadales; Pelagomonadaceae. The transcript is spliced from 3 exons.
AUGAUGCUUUUAGCUGCCGCCUGGCUGCUCUGUUGCGCGCGCGCUCGCGCUCGAAACGCCACGUCGCGCGCUCUGGCGGCGCCGCCCGACCGGCGCUGCAAGGACGAGCCGCGCUGCCUCAACGAGCUCGGCGACGAGGUCUUCGACCGCGCCGUCGACGCGCUGCGGCGCUGCAAGAAGCGGGACGACGCCUACCUGAGCUGCGACCUCGGCGACGGCUGGUACGGCUGGACGACGGAGUUCUACCGCUUCGCGCGCGCGAAGAUCCGGCCCGACGGCGGCCUCGCGCUCCUCGAGGGCUUCGACAUCCCGAGCUGCAGCGGCCGGAGCCAUCGCGCGUCGCCCCAGGACCGCUUCUGCGAGUUCGCGCGCGAGGGCGUCAAUGACCGCGAGGCCGUCUUCCUCGCGAACCCCUGGGGCGGCAACUUCCAGCACUUCAUGUUCGAGCUGCUGCCGCGCGCGUGGAUCGCGGCCGAGCUCCUGAGGCGGGCGCGGCCGGACGCGCCGCCGCCGGAGCUCGUGCUCGGGCCCCACAUGCGCCAGGCCUUCCACGUCGAGAGCGUGCGGCUCGCCACGGGCCUGACGCCGAAGAUCAUCGGCGACAUGGAGAACCAGCCCGCGUACGGCCACGUGUGGGUGCCGCCGUACGCCGCCGAAAACUUCGGCGACUGGUCCGCGCUGGGCUUGAAGGCAUUGCGAGAGAUCCACGGCGAUCUCCAGAGGCGCUUCGUGCGCGGCCCGCCGACGAAGCGCCUCGCCUACUUCACGCGGCGCGACGCGGCCGUCGGGAAAGGCCGCGCGAUGCUCAACGAGCCCGACUUCGUCAAGGCCCUCGAGGCGCUGGGCGCCGACGUGCUCGAGUUCAGCGCGUUCGGGACCAUGGAGGACCGCGUCCGGGGGCUGGCGAACUACUCCACCAUCGUCACGCCCUUCGGCGCGGCCGUCGCGAACCUCGUCUUCAGCCCGGCGUCGACGCGGUGGAUCAACGUCUGCCCGCCGACGAUGUGCUCGCGCAACGAGGAAAACUUCAUCAGCUUGUUGGCGGGAAGCCUCAUGAUGCGCGAGCACCGGGGCUUCGUGCGCUACACGGACCGCGGCGCGGCCCACGCCGUCGACGACGCGGACCCCGAACUCACGAACGGCGACUAUCGGAACCACGCCUACCGCGUCGACGUCGACACGCUCGUGGCCUUCGUGGUCCGCGUGGCUCCGCACAACGUGCGCGAGGCCUGGAUCGUGCGCCGCGAGGGGGGCACGGAGCAGCUCGUCGGGCUGCGGAACCUCGAGGAGGUCGACGCGGCGGUCGAGGAGAGCGCGCCCGAGGAGGCGGCGGAAGCGGCGGCGGUCGAGGAGGCGGCGGAAGCGGCGGCGGUCGAGGAGGCGGCGGAAGCGGCGGCGGUCGAGGAGAGCGCGCCCGAGGAGGCGGCGGAAGCGGCGGCGGCCGAGGAGAGCGCGCCCGAGGAGACGGAGGAGGAGGAGGAAGCGUCCGCGCCCGCGUCGAACGAGCGCGCGUCGGCGACGAGCGAGCGAAUCGUCGCGGCGCCGGACUGCGCGUCCGUCCUCGGCCUGACGACGGCGUCGAUCGACGCGUCCGACGAUCCGCUGGGCCUCAUCGCGCGGAAGCUCCGGAGUCUCACGCGCCAGAACCUGGAAGCGGCCGCCCACGACCGCGCCGUGGGCGCCGCCGAGUGGCUCAGCGAGCACCUGCGGCCGCGGUGGCACCGCGUCGGCUUCGAGGAUCAGAUCGAGGUGCGCUGCACGCCACCGUCGGAACUCUACUCGGACGAGGAGGUCUGGCUCCCCGGCGUGAAGAAGGGGGGCGGCUACGUCGAGGUUCGAUCGCGGACGCGCGGUGACGAGAUCGACAGUCUCGGAACCUUCAAGCUGCCAGCGGCGCGGCUCCGGCCCUCGGGUCCGUGGGGCCGCGCCGUGUCGUGGAAGCGCCUCGCGACGGGCCGCGUCGUCGUGCUGGACCGCCCGGAGGGCUACCGACGCGGCGACCGCGUCUUCCUCCACGACAAGCGGACGGGCGCCUACGACGCGGCCCUGGUCUGGCGGCAGACGGCGACGCGGAACCUCUACGACGUCGUGCUGGACGCCAACGCCGCCGGGUCGCGGGACGUCGACGAGUGCAUGCGCAAGGAAGUCCGCGACUGCGAGCUCUCGCCGACGGACGGGGCGCCGCCCGCGGACGACGAGGCGCCGCCGCCGCCGGAGGAGAAGGCGCGACGCGCGGCGCCGGAGGGCGGGGACCGGAAACGGCAGAAAACGGUCGUGUCCUACGGCCCUUCGGACCUCAACGCGACGUACCGGUCGCAGUGGAUGGAGUCGCGGACGGGGUCCAUGAUGUCGCGGGACCUGCUCAAGGACUUUGAGAAACUCAAGCGCGAGGCCGCCGGCCGCGAAGCCUUCCGGACGCAGCUCGAGCGGCUCGCGGGGUGCCAGAAACAGGCGCCCGAAGCGACGAAGCCGCUCGUCGAGGAGCGGAUGGCGGAGCUCUACGGGAAGAUCACGUGGAGCGAUCCCGCGCGCGGCCUCGUCGUGUGCCUGCUCUGCGGCGGCAUGGGCGCGUGCGUCUACGCCAUGUACAGCGUCGGCCUGAAGAUCGCCCGGGUCAUCAACUGGGAGAUCGAUCGCCUCGCGCGCGCGCCCCUCGAAAAAUUCUGCAGAGCCAAGGGCAUCGAGUACGAGUCGCCGAUGCCGUCGGCCGCGCGCGCGCGGCGCGAGGAGGCGCCGGGCGCCGCGGUGCCCGUCGAGGGCAACGUCUGCCGCCUCACGGCCGCGGACGUGCCCGCGGACGUCGACGUCCUCUCGUCGACGGGGCCCUGCCAGGACCUCUCGCGCGCGAACGCGCGCCGCGAGGGCUACAGCGGCGCGAACGCGACGCCCCACUUUGCGAACUCGGCCUUCCUCUGGCGCGCGGCGGCGCGACGCGCGCCCGGAAACGCGGAGCGAUUCGACCGUCCUCGUAGGCAAGCGCUCCGCGAGAACCCGAAGCUGCAGAUCCUCUGCGAGAACGACAAGGACACCUUUCUCUGCGCGGGCCUGCCCCUCGUGCGCGCGCACACGCGGCCCGGCCACUGCCACAACCGGCCGCGGUCGCUCCACUCGAGCUUCCCGCCCGCGGACCGCGCGGAGCGCGGCUACGCGACGUACCAGGCGCUCCUCGACGACCUCCACGGGCCGGGCGUCUUCGAGGCGCUCGUCCCGCGGCUGCCCUGCUUCCGCGCGGGCUUUCCGCCGCGCGACGCCGCGAAGCGCCGCGUCGCCGACGACACGACGCACGCCGUCGGCCUCGAGGAGGCGCUCCUGGCCAUGGGCUUUCCGGCGGACUGGUUCGACGGCCUCGGCCUCGACGACCGCGACGCCUGGCGCAUCCUCGGCAACUCGGUGCACGUGCCGCUCCUCGAACUCUUCUACGAGAGCCUGCUCGACGUCUACGCCGCGCGCCACGGCGACGACGUCGACGCGGAGCGCCGUCGGGCCAUCGCCGUCGUCCGCGGCCGCGCCAAGGCGGCCUUCGACUUCUAG